Molecule: messenger RNA, 726 nt
Organism: Paramecium tetraurelia
Lineage: Eukaryota; Ciliophora; Oligohymenophorea; Peniculida; Parameciidae
Exons: 2
Source: RefSeq, a predicted model, not a curated record
AUGAGAUAGAUAAAGGAUUAAAAUUCUUUAAGUCCUAUUUUUUUACAAAAAUUAACAAAAACUUCAGAAAAAUUUUAUAAAGCGUUGGCAAGAUUAUAGGAAGCUCAAUACAAAGAGUAAAAUUCUGUCAAUCCAAGAUAUCCUUUUGUCUUUUAAUUCUCUUUCAAUGAGAUAAUUGUAAAUUUUAAAUAUAUUGAGUAGGUCCAUCUAGGCAGACACUAAGUCUAAUUAUCUUAGCCAUAAGAUUCCUAUAGUUAUUAAUUCAAAAAAAUAAAGCAGAUAUAGAAAAAACCCACACUCCCCUAAAAGUACUCUGUAUAAAAAAGGAUUGCUUUUUCUGUUCAAGAUCAAAAAGACUCUAAAAAUAUACCGAAGAAUUACUGUAAAGCUAUAAUCACUUUUGCAUAAAAAAAUCAAUAAUUAUGCUUACAAAUACUUGGAGAUGAAUUAAAAGUUGCCAGAUUUACAGAUUUCUUAUCAAAUUAGAAGAAGAAAUUACUUAAUAUUCGAGUUUUCAGUGCAUUAUUGUAAUAAUGUGAUGAUCCUUUUUAAGAAGAAUUCAAUCGAACAUUUAGAAUUAUAAGUCAAAUCUUUAUAAAAAAAUACGCAAUUAAUUAUAUUUAUAAUUCGAAAAUUGUAUAGCACAAUUGGCAUAUUAGAUAUAGAUAAUAAAUAUAUAAAGGAAUAAAAAAUCCUAAAAGUUUCUCUCAUUUAAAGAAGCUUUGA